UACCAAUAAUGCAGAUUCCCCUCUUGACCAUUUCCGAUCUCACAAAAGUAUUUCUGGAGAAUAUCUGCUAGAUCUAACCAAAAUCCUUUCUUGUUCUGGGGAGUUUGAGUUUUGAUUUCUCUUGCUUCCGUCCCUUUUCGAUAAGGAUACCAUGGCUUUUGUUGGAGAGGCUAUUCUCUCUUCUUUCUUUGACACCCUGUUCGACAAGUUAUCUUCGGUCCUGAUCGAUUAUACUCGCCAAGUGCAAGUUCAUGAUGAGCUCAACAAGUGGGAGAAAACACUGAAGAAAAUUAAUGCCGUGCUGGAGGAUGCGGAGGAGAAGCAGAUGGAAGAGAAGGUGGUGAAGAUAUGGCUGGACGACCUCAGUGACUUGGCUUAUGAUGUGGAGGACAUCCUGGACGACUUGGCCACUCAAGCUUUGGGGCGGCAGUUGAUGGUGGAAACUCAACCCAGCACUAGUAAGUUCCGGAGCCUUAUCCCUUCUUGUUGUACUAGUUUCACUCCAAGUGCUAUUAAGUUCAAUGUUGAGAUGAGGACCAAGAUAGAGAAUAUCACUGCCAGGUUGGAAAAUAUUUCUUCACGGAAAAAUAAUCUCCUUUCAACAGAAAAAAAUUCUGGGAAAAGGUCCGCCAAAACAAGAGAAAUACCACACACCACUUCUUUGGUAGAUGAACCUAUUGUUUAUGGAAGGGAAACAGAGAAAGCAGCCAUAGUCGACUCUUUGCUCCAUUAUCAUGAGCCAAGUGAUGAUGCAGUCCGUGUCAUUGCCAUAAUUGGCAUGGCAGGCGUGGGCAAAACUACUCUUGCUCAGUUUGCCUACAACCAUGAUGGAGUGAAGAGUCAUUUUGAUCUAAGAGUUUGGGUUUGCGUCUCUGAUGAGUUUGAUGUCGUGGGGGUAACCAGGACAAUUCUUCAGUCAGUUGCCUCUACCUCUAGGAAAUCCGAUGCCAAGGAUCUCAACCAGCUUCAAGUCCAACUGAAUGAUGAACUCUCUGGAAAAAAGUUUCUCCUUGUUUUAGACGACGUUUGGAGUCAGGAUUGUAAUAAAUGGAACCUUUUAUACAAGCCAAUGAGAACUGGAGCACAAGGCAGCAGGGUUAUUGUCACCACUCGUGAUCAAAGGGUUGUACCAGCUGUCAGAGCCAGCUCAGCUUAUCCCCUCGAGGUGUUAUCAAAUGACGAUUGCUUAUCUUUGUUUGCCCAGCAUGCAUUUAUACAUACCAGAAACUUUGAUAAUCAUCCACACUUGAGAGCUGUCGGCGAACGAAUUGUGAAAAAGUGCAGGGGGCUACCUUUGGCUGCAAAGGCCUUAGGAGGAAUGUUGCGCACACAACUAAAUCGUGAUGCAUGGGAGGAAAUACUCGGAAGCAAGAUAUGGGAGUUACCAAAAGAGAAUAACAGUAUUCUUCCAGCUCUCAAAUUGAGUUAUCAUCAUCUUCCUUCUCAUUUGAAGUGCUGCUUUGCUUACUGCUCUAUAUUUCCAAAGGACUACGAAUUCAAUGUGGAUGAAUUAGUCUUGCUGUGGAUGGGAGAGGGAUUCCUUCACCAAGUGAACAGAAAGAAGCAGAUGGAGGAGAUAGGCACCGCGUACUUUCAUGAAUUAUUAGCAAGGUCUUUUUUCCAACAAUCUAAUCAUCAUUCAUCACAAUUUGUGAUGCAUGAUCUUAUUCAUGAUCUUGCUCAAUUGGUUGCUGGAGACGUAUGUUUCAAUUUGGAGGACAAAUUGGAAAACGAUGACCAACAUGCUAUUUCUGCAAGAGCUCGUCAUUCAUGUUUCACUCGGCAAGAAUUUGAGGUUGUUGGAAAAUUUGAAGCCUUUGACAAAGCGAAGAAUCUACGCACAUUAAUAGCAGUACCAAUCACAAUGCCUCAAGAUUCAUUUACUUUGUCCGGAAAAAUAUCUAACCAGGUGUUACAUAACCUAAUAAUGCCAAUGAGAUACUUGCGGGUACUAUCUUUGACUGAUUAUAUCAUGGGAGAGCUACCAUGUUUGAUUGGUGAGUUAAUACAUCUGCGUUAUCUCAAUUUUUCCAACUCUAGGAUACAAAGUCUACCUAAUUCAGUGGGUCAUCUUUAUAAUUUACAAACGUUGAUAUUACGUGGUUGUCAUGAACUUACCGAAUUGCCUAUAGGGAUUGGAAAGCUGAAAAACCUUCGGCACCUUGAUAUUACACGUACAAGUCGACUACGAGAAAUGCCUUUCCAAUUUAGCAACCUCACAAAUUUGCAAGUGUUGACUAGGUUCAUUGUGAGCAAAAGUAGAGGGGUUGGAAUUGACGAACUCAAGAAUUGUUCGAACCUCCAAGGAGUGCUUUCUAUUUCUAGUUUGCAAGAGGUAGUGGAUGUUGGAGAGGCAAGAGCUCCUAAUUUAAAAGAUAAAAAAAAAAUUGAAGAGUUGACGAUGCAGUGGAGUAAUGAUUCUUGGGAUGUACGAAACGAUAUAUGUGAACUGCAUGUCUUGGAGUCCUUGCAGCCUCGUGAAAAUUUAAAAAGGCUCACAAUUGCAUUUUAUGGUGGAUCCAAAUUUCCAAGUUGGUUAGGAGAUCCCUCAUUCUCAGUAAUGGUGGAACUAACUCUCAAAAAUUGCCAAAAAUGCAUGUUAUUACCAAAUCUGGGUGGACUAUCGGUGCUCAAGGUUUUGUGUAUUGAAGGUAUGAGCCAAGUUAAAAGCAUAGGUGCUGAAUUUUAUGGAGAGAGUAUGAAUCCUUUUGCAUCUUUGAAGGAGUUGAGGUUUAAGGAUAUGCCAGAAUGGGAAAAUUGGUCUCAUUCUAAUUUCAUCAAGGAAAAUGUGGGAACAUUUCCCCAUCUUGAAAAGUUUUUUAUGAGGAAAUGUCCAAAACUGAUUGGGGAAUUGCCGAAAUGCCUGCAGUCCCUAGUAGAGCUUGAAGUGUUAGAAUGUCCGGGAUUGAUGUGUGGGCUUCCAAAACUUGCAUCUCUCCGUGAAUUAACUUUAAAAGAAUGCGAUGAGGCAGUGUUGGGAGGUGCUCAGUUUGAUCUUCCAUCCCUCGUUACUGUAAAUCUCAUCCAGAUUUCAAGAUUGACAUGUUUGAGGACCGGAUUUACUAGAUCCUUGGUAGCCUUGCAAGAAUUGCGGAUAUACAAUUGUGAUGGGCUGACAUGUUUGUGGGAGGAGCAAUGGCUGCCUUGCAAUCUUAAAAAAUUGGAAAUACGUGAUUGUGCUAAUCUGGAGAAGCUGUCGAAUGGAUUGCAAACUCUCACACGUCUUGAAGAGCUGGAGAUAUGGAGUUGCCCCAAACUAGAGUCAUUUCCUGAUUCGGGUUUCCCACCAAUGCUAAGACGCCUAGAGUUGUUCUAUUGUGAGGGUCUAAAAUCGCUGCCUCAUAACUACAGCUCGUGUCCGCUUGAAGUCUUGACGAUUGAGUGUUCUCCAUUUCUCAAAUGCUUCCCAAAUGGUGAGCUACCCACCACACUCAAGAACCUUCGUAUUAGAAAUUGUCUAAGUCUAGAGUCUCUACCAGAGGGGCUGAUGCACCACAAUUCAACCUCCAGCAGCAACACUUGUUGUCUUGAAACAUUGUUAAUAGAUAAUUGUUCCUCUCUCAAUUCCUUUCCAACAGGGGAGUUACCCUUCACUCUCAAGAAACUUUCUAUAACCAGAUGCACAAACUUGGAGUCAGUGUCAGAGAAAAUGUCACCCAACAGUACAGCCCUAGAGUAUUUACAACUUAUGGAGUAUCCAAAUCUGAAAAGCCUACAAGGAUGCCUUGACAGCCUUCGGAAGCUCGUCAUAAACGAUUGUGGAGGUCUGGAGUGCUUUCCAGAAAGAGGCUUGUCCAUCCCUAACCUCGAAUACCUUAAAAUUGAGGGAUGUGAGAAUCUUAAAUCUCUAACACAUCAAAUGAGAAACCUCAAAUCUCUGCGCAGCUUGACCAUAUCCGAAUGCCUAGGAUUGGAGUCCUUUCCGAAAGAGGGUUUGGCCCCUAACCUAGCAUCACUUGGGAUCAAUAACUGUAAGAAUCUGAAAACGCCCAUAUCUGAGUGGGGCUUCGACACCCUGACCACUCUUUCUCAUUUGAUUAUUAGGGAAAUGUUUCCAGAUAUGGUUUCCUUUCCGGUUAAAGAGAGUCGUCUUCUCUUUUCUCUCACCCGCCUUUAUAUCGAUGGAAUGGAAUCCUUAGCCUCCUUGGCUCUCUGCAACCUCAUCUCUCUUCGAUCCCUAGAUAUCUCAAAUUGCCCUAACCUCUGGUCCUUAGGGCCGCUUCCUGCAACACUUGAAGAACUUUUCAUCUCUGGUUGUCCUACCAUAGAAGAAAGAUACUUAAAAGAGGGAGGAGAAUAUUGGUCUAACGUCGCCCACAUCCCCUGCAUUUAUGAAGGCAUUCAAAGAUAUGACAUUGUAGAUUGGAUGCUGGAUGGAAUCAUAGAUGACUUGACCUUCCUUGAUUUCAACGAUUCAAAUUUUCUCAUCUAAAUUUUAAAAUUGUGAGAAUCUUCUUUUCUCAUCUAUCUUAUUUCCUUGUUCUCUAAAAUGUUUCUCUUUCUACAUGAUUAAAUCAUAUUUCCUUUUGCAUGGCACCCUUAAGCUAACAGACCUCAUAUUGUUGUAUGUAAGAAGUAUAGAAGAGGUAGAUGAAAUUCGAGUCAACACCCUUUAUUCACAUGCUAGUAUGUUGUUCUCAAUUAUUCAUUCGAUUGCAACAAUUUUAUUGUGGCUUAAGUUUGAUCUUAAGAAGAUUUCUGGUUGCACUUGCUUAGUUUAGUUCCAAUUGACCUGGUUUCUUCAUUCAAUAUUUCAAACACAUUUGCUUAUUUCUAUUCCAACAAUUUGAUGAAGCUGGUUUUUGUCCAUAGAAAUGGUACUGGCUUCUUAAUUUCUCAAAUAUUUAAAUUAACAUGUAAAUAUGAUUGACCUAAGAUUUUCACAUCCCUAUGUAGAGGGAAAAGCUAGGUUUUUAACACAUGAAUCAAUUUCAAAUUGGAUUUUAUUUUUCAAUCACAAAAAUGGAAGCGGAGACCAACCCAUUAAUAAGUUACUCCCAUAAUUCCAUUAACAUCAUAAUAAUAAUCUUAACUCCCUAAUUUUUCUGCACAUGUAGAAAGACAAAAGGUGCAUUUCAAAACUCAUCACAACUCAAGGUUUUUCCCUUUUUCUUUUUAUUUUUUUAAUAUUUUAAUUUUGUUCAUUAAUUUUUUCUUUUCCAUUUUUACGUUCAUUACCAAGGUUGAUCCUUGAUUGUUCAGGUGUUCCGUAAUUUAUGGAAAGGGGUUUGGCCCCAUUGUUUAGUUUGGGUUCAAUUGUGGGAAGCUUGAGACGCCUCUCUAUGAGUGGCACUGGUGCACCAGGCCUUUACGGAUAAAAAAUUCAUUCUGCUUGUUUCUCUAACUUCAGGUUAGCUUAAUUUUUGCUGAAAGUUUCUUCAAGUGCUAUUCAUCUUAAGUUGUGCUAAGCUUUGGUCCCUACUGCUGAAGAAAGAGCUGAACACAACACCUAGUGCUUGAAAUCCAGAAUUUUCCUGUUGUGAGACAAAAUUGCUUAAAAGAGAAAGGAGAAAGUUUGGAUCAGUAUUGCCUACAUCUCCAACAUUCAGCAACAUGACCUCAUUGGAAAUAUGAAUUUAAAUUGAGUUGUGUUAUUCCUACUCUAGAAGUUGAGAGAUGGAUCAUUCUUUCCUUCACCCAGGAGGGAGAAAAAUAAUGCAGUGGCAGACUAAGUUCCUAACAAAUGUAUGACGGUGGUAGGUGGUGGAAGCUCGAUGGAUUUGCCAUACCAUGACUUUUCUGCUAGUUGAUGGCAUAAAAAUGAAAGGAAUUUUGACGCUUUUGGCUCUCCAAGAAGAACUCAACUUAAGGACAUCAAUGUUGUGCUUUUACAUUUGUAGUCGCUGAAGCAAAAUCAACCAUCUUUGGUUUUGGUGCUUAGUGUAGAAUGUAAGAAAUGUGAAGCUUGUUUUCUCCUUAGACAUUAGUAGCAGAUGUUUCUAUAGGAUUUGGUUCUCUGGUAUGGUGAUUUGAACAUUUUUAUUUUCUUAAAAGUUGUAAUACCUUGAGUUUUUUUCCUUUCUUUUUAAAAAGAAAUUUGUGAGGAUACUAUAAUAUCCUUUUUACCAUAGAGGAUUAUUUCUAUACUGGCCCA
Vitis vinifera (wine grape) is the source of this 6094-nucleotide messenger RNA. Its product is annotated as putative disease resistance RPP13-like protein 1. Lineage: Eukaryota; Viridiplantae; Streptophyta; Magnoliopsida; Vitales; Vitaceae. Gene Ontology annotation, biological process: defense response to other organism. The coding region runs from base 152 to 4432 and encodes 1426 amino acids. The record is from RefSeq and is a predicted model, not a curated record. Gene Ontology annotation, molecular function: ADP binding. The transcript is spliced from 4 exons.